GCGAGUGGGCGGUAAAGAAGACGAUAAGAAGAGGAUACAGAGGAGUGUGGGAGUCGGCAUUUAUGGUUACCGAAUCAACAUUUCAUUCCUAAGAUCUCUCUCUCUCUCCUCUCCACUCCUAAUAAGAUUCACAGAAACAUUUCAUUCCCAAUCCCAAUCCCUAUCCCCAUUCCUCUCUUCUCUGUUUCCUUUCGCUCUUGCUAAUCCCCCCCCCAAAUGGAGAACCCGACGGCGGUCGCCGAUGGCGGUUUGGACUCUCAGGCUCCGGUUCACAUCCAGGUUGUGAAGAUCAAGCGGGAGAUUGAGAAGAUCAAGCAUCCCUCCCUUCAGCAAUCCGAGAUGAGCACUCAUCUUCUUCUUCGCGACAUGUCGAUUUCCAAACCGCGACCUCGCUCCCCGCUAGGGCUCGCUGCGGAGAGGUCUAUUUCCGUCGGGAAUUAAAUUAGGUCAUAUUAACCUCUUCUUGCUCUUCUCCCUCUGCUAAAACCCUAAAUUCUUGUUUCAAAGGGAUGUAUGUACAUAGUGUUUUGUUUUACCAUUCCCCAACUUUAUGGAUUUCUUCUUCUUCUUCUU
Messenger RNA from Cucurbita pepo subsp. pepo (vegetable marrow), 573 nucleotides. RefSeq lists its product as uncharacterized. The record is from RefSeq and is a predicted model, not a curated record. NCBI's taxonomy places the organism in Eukaryota, Viridiplantae, Streptophyta, Magnoliopsida, Cucurbitales, Cucurbitaceae.